Molecule: messenger RNA, 1104 nt
Organism: Brassica oleracea var. oleracea
Lineage: Eukaryota; Viridiplantae; Streptophyta; Magnoliopsida; Brassicales; Brassicaceae
Exons: 7
Coding region: 1-1104 (367 amino acids)
Source: RefSeq, a predicted model, not a curated record
AUGGCCCACACGGAUUGCCUUUUCUCUCAAUCUUCUUUCAAGCUUAUCCCAACAGAUUCUGAUGUUUUGGCUAAAGAUGUAAAGCCUAAGAAGGCCAGCUCAGUUUCUAAAUACGAUGAUAGAUUAGUUACUAACGCUUUGCCUGAGACUCGUACCGUGAAAGAUGUUACUAACUGUGAGACACGAGGAGGAGUACAUGUUGAUGAGGUUACUGAAUCCGUUGUUGUUAUCCCACGUGACGCUUCCCUUUCACAUCCUUAUCAAAUGUCAAGCGCACUGGAAAAGCAAGAGUCUAUGCGGCAGUGGAUGGAAAUGAAGCGGAACGGUUAUCUCUCAGGCCCUUUGGGUGGACCUGUGGCGUCGAGGCCGCGAAAGCGUAAGAAGAGGAGAGGAGACGAUUCUUCAAACAAGACAAACCAAGUCCCUAAUAAGAAGAAGGACCAGCAUGUUGUUGCUACCGCGCCGCCAAGUGGAUUGCUGGCGGGGUUGAAACCGGGGAUCAUUAAACAUGUCAGGAGUAAAGAAGAGGUCUACUCAUCUCUUGAAGCUUUGAUUCGAGAUUCAGCUAGAGAAGAUAGGGCGUUAGACUCUAAGGUAUCAGAUCAUGCCAUUUCCUUGACAAACACGGAACAAGCCAAGUUGCUUGCUGUUGAAUCUGCUACUGUAGCUUCACAGUGGUUGGAGUUUCUUCACCAAGACCUCAGCGAACGGCUUUCAGCUGUGAAGGAGAGUAAGAAUAGAGCUGAUGAUACUUUGAAGGCCGAGUUGCCACUUCUUGUCUCAUCAUCAAAGGAAUCUUCUUCUGCCAACCAGGAAUGUACCUCUGGUGAUGAAACAGUAACAAAGGCGCAUAAGAUGAGGUGGUCUGCGAAAUUUGAUGAGUUUAAGAAACGUCUCAAUGAUGAAGAGAAAGAUCUUGAUAGCACGUUAAACCACGUGAAGGAUAUGCAGUCACGAUGCAACGAAGGUUUACGCCAGAUGAAUGAGGCAAGUUUGGGGAAAGAUGGGACCAGUCAGGAGACUAAUUUGGCGGUUCAGGCGGCUGCAGCAUCCAUUUUUUCGACCUGCCGUUAUCUUCUGUCAAAGAUGAAGCCACCAACCUAA